Heterotrigona itama is the source of this 652-nucleotide messenger RNA. NCBI's taxonomy places the organism in Eukaryota, Metazoa, Arthropoda, Insecta, Hymenoptera, Apidae. The record is from the annotation of a GenBank genome assembly.
GUUUUAUUAAAUCAAUUCAAUAAAUGUUAUUCAAUAAACGAUAAGAAUUGUUCCAGGUUAGACAAAUACUUUGUGCGAAUACGUAUGCAAUGAUCUCAGCGCCAAACGGUAAAAUAUACAAUCAUAAUCGAUAUAAUUUCUCGCAAUCGAUCUAGAAUAUAGGAAUAUAACGUUAGUUUUAAGCGGGAAGCCAAAGGAAGAAGAAGCAUCACUUAUAAAUUUUCAGUCAAUGGUGAGACAUAAAAAGACAUUGAAUGUUUGUACUAUUUUGUACCUUGUCUGCUUGUACCAUCACUGCACUGUACUGCCAUCUAAACGUAACUGGAGAAUGAACAUUGCAACACUCGAUGCGGCCAAUGGAAAGAAACGGAAAUGUUUGAAAGAAGCCUUUAGAGUGUGUGGGCUGGCAGAUAGGAGUACCGGAAAGGCGGGUUCCACCGGAAGUCACGGAGGUUCAAACGUAACAUUACGAUCACGAAACAACAAAAAAUGUUAGAAAAAUUGGAGAACCGUAACCGGAUGGAACAUCUGGCUGUUCAAAGCUUGACAAAGUGUAUCACGGUAUCAGGAGAAUAGCAGAGGCUCGAUUCUGAAAACAAGAAGCGUCCAAUAAACAAACCGGGCGUACUUAAGCGAGCUGGAUAAAAGUGCG